This is a messenger RNA of Durio zibethinus, 893 nucleotides long. RefSeq names its product nudix hydrolase 2-like. Lineage: Eukaryota; Viridiplantae; Streptophyta; Magnoliopsida; Malvales; Malvaceae. The record is from RefSeq and is a predicted model, not a curated record. Gene Ontology annotation, molecular function: NAD binding; ADP-ribose diphosphatase activity; NADH pyrophosphatase activity.
AUGUCGACUUCAACAAGUGCAUUGGCAAUUGAAAAACAGAUGGCACCUGAAAAUGAAAUUCAACAGGUUGAAUUACUUAAUGGGGUAGAGGAUUUGCAUGGAGGAAUCAUUCUUGACAUGGAGAAACCUAUGGAUUCUGAGGUCUUCGCCUCUUUACUUAGAGCUUCAAUAUCACAAUGGAAGCAACAGGGGAGGAGGGCGGUUUGGAUUAAAUUGCCUAUUGAACUUGUUAAUCUGGUUGAACCCACGGUUAAGGAAGGGUUUAGAUACCACCACGCCGAACCAGAUUAUUUGAUGGUUGUAAAUUGGAUCAGUAGUUCCUCCAAUACUCUUCCUGAAAAUGCUUCACAUCGUGUGGGGGUUGGUGCUUUUGUCAUGAAUGACAAAAGAGAGGUGCUUGUAGUUCAAGAGAAGAAUGGCAAGUUCAAAGGCAGUGGUGUCUGGAAAUUCCCUACCGGAGUUGUUAGUGAGGGUGAGGAUAUUUCCAUGGCAGCAAUCCGGGAAGUUAAAGAAGAGACGGGGAUCGACACCGAAUUUGUGGAAAUUUUAGCAUUUAGGCAAAGCCACAAGUCAUUCUUCAAAAAAUCGGAUUUGCUUUUUGUUUGCAUGUUACGGGCACACUCAUUUGAUAUCCAGAAACAAGAUGUAGAGAUUGAAGCUGCCCAGUGGAUGUCACUCGACGACUAUGCGGCCCAACCUUUUAUCCAGAAACACGAUGCCUUCAGUAGUGUUGCCAAAGUAUGCUUAACAAAGUUAGAGAAGGAGUACGCCGGAUUUUCGCCAAUUCCAACAACCACAGCUUCUGGGAAAACUAGUUACUUAUACUUCAACACCAGAGAUUUUAACAAGCUGUAAGCAGCAGUAACGUUAAUGUCACUGAUGACGAAUAAAAC